AUGAAAAAUGUUAUUAAUAGUAAUCAAGAUAAAUCCUAUGGACAAUUAAUGAUUAUGAAAAAUUUUCGACCAAGAUCAUUUUCAAUAUGUCCACUUGAUAUUUCAGAUGAUGAUAAAACAAUAACAAAAGAAUUAAUUAUAGCUCGAUUUGGUUUAAAUAGUAAAAUAACAAUUGAUCUUGUUAAUCUUCAUUUACACAAUGAUCGUUCUCAUAAUUCAAAUGAAAAACGUUGUCAAGCUUUAGAAAAUAUUUUUAAAAAAAUGAAAACAAAUAAUUAUAUGCUUAUUGGUGAUUUUAAUUUUGGAGAUUAUGAUUUAAAAGAACAAAAUAUUCUUGCUACAUAUGAAAAUGAAGUACAUGAUUUAUGGAAAGAUAUUUAUCAUCUUGAUCAAAAUCCUGGUUUUACAUUUGAUCCAUCAAAUAAUCUUUGUGCCCGAAUUACAUCUGAUUCACAAAUAAAUCGUCGUUUAGAUCGAUAUUUAAUACAUACAUUAGAUAAUAUAUCUUACUCAAUUGAAUAUCUUUUAAUGAUUGGUAUUGAAACAAUUCCAAUUGAUCCAUUGAAUAUUGAUAAUAACCAACGUAUUAAUCAAUCGGAUCAUUAUGCUUUACAAUUAAUUAUUAAUUUUCGAACAAGAUCAAUAAGUCAUCAUUCAGCACUUGCCAUUUUACCAACAAUAAAUACGUGGCCAUUAAUUAAUUCAUAUCGUGAACAAUAUGAUCCAUCAUUGAAUCGAUGGCCUCCACACAUUAAUUUAUUAUGGCCAUUUUUUGAUUU
Rotaria sp. Silwood2 is the source of this 779-nucleotide messenger RNA. NCBI's taxonomy places the organism in Eukaryota, Metazoa, Rotifera, Eurotatoria, Philodinida, Philodinidae. The record is from the annotation of a GenBank genome assembly.